GAACCCGGGCGUCGCUCGGGCUGGCUGUCACCUUCCGAAAGCCGCCUGUGGUAGAGGCGCCUGAAAUGCAGAGCACGGGCCGCUGAGUCGCGCCGCCGGGCACGGCUUCGGCGCUUAGGAGCUCAGCCCCCUAAGCUCGGGCCCCAGACUCAGGCAGAUCAUCUAAUAGGACCCAGUCCUGCAGACAUGUUUCCUUUGAAGGAUGCUGACAUGGGUGCCUUUACCUUCUGUGCCUCGGCACUCCCACAUGAUGUUUGUGGGAGCAACGGACUUCCUCUCACACCAAAUUCCAUCAAAAUUUUAGGUCGCUUUCAAAUCCUUAAGACCAUCACCCAUCCCAGACUGUGCCAAUAUGUGGAUAUUUCUAGGGGAAAGCAUGAAAGACUGGUGGUGGUGGCUGAGCACUGUGAGCGGAGUUUGGAAGACCUGCUUCGGGAAAGGAAGCCUGUGAGUUAUACAAAGGUUUUGUGCAUAGCAUUUGAGGUACUUCAGGGCUUACAGUACUUGAACAAGCAUGGCAUAGUCCACCGGGCACUGUCUCCUCAUAACAUCCUGUUGGAUCGAAAGGGUCAUGUUAAACUGGCUAAAUUUGGACUUUAUCACAUGACAGCUCAUGGUGAUGAUGUUGAUUUCCCAAUAGGCUAUCCGUCAUAUCUGGCACCUGAGGUAAUUGCACAAGGAAUUUUCAAAACUACUGAUCAUGUGCCAAGUGAAAAACCAUUGCCUUCUGGCCCCAAAUCAGAUGUAUGGUCUCUUGGAAUAAUUUUAUUUGAGCUUUGUGUGGGAAGAAAAUUGUUUCAGAGCUUGGAUAUUUCUGAAAGACUAAAAUUUUUACUUACUUUGGGCUGUGUGGAUGACACUAUAACAGUUCUGUCUGAGGAACACGGCUGUCUGGACAUUAUUAAGGAACUUCCUGAAAAUGUGAUAAAUAUUUUGAAGAAGUGCCUCACCUUCCAUCCUUCUAAGAGGCCAACUCCAGAUGAAUUAAUGAAGGACCAGGUGUUCAGUGAAGUGUCACCUUUAUACACCCCCUUUAUCAAACCUGCCAGUCUGUUUUCAUCUUCUCUGCGAUGUGCUGACUUAACUUUGCCUGAGGAUAUUGAUGACUUAUGUAAAGAAGAUACAGACAGUGAUCACCUGGCAGAGAGAUCUAUUGAGGAGGUUUACUACCUGUGGUGUUUGGCUGGAGGUGACCUGGAGAAGGAGCUUACAAACAAGGAAAUUAUUCGAUCCAAACCACCUAUCUGCACACUUCCGAAUUUUCUCUUUGAAGAUGGUGAAAGUUUUGGGCAAGAUCGAGAUAGAAGCUCACUCUUAGAUGAUACCACUGUGACAUUGUCCUUAUGCCAGCUAAGAAAUAGAUUAAAAGAUGUUGGAGGAGAAGCAUUUUAUCCAUUACUUGAAGAUGACCAGUCGAAUUUACCUCAUUCAAACAGCAAUAAUGAAUUAUCUGCAGCUGCUACCCUGCCUUUAAUCAUCAGAGAGAGGGAUACGGAAUAUCAACUAAACAGAAUUGUUCUCUUCGACAGGCUACUGAAGGCUUAUCCAUAUAAAAAAAAUCAAAUCUGGAAAGAAGCAAGAGUUGACAUCCCUCCACUUAUGAGGGGUUUAACCUGGGCUGCUCUUCUGGGAGUGGAGGGAGCUAUUCAUGCCAAGUAUGAUGCAAUUGACAAAGACACGCCAAUCCCCACAGAUAGACAAAUUGAAGUGGAUAUUCCUCGCUGUCAUCAGUAUGAUGAACUGUUAUCAUCCCCAGAAGGUCAUGCAAAGUUCCGGCGUGUACUGAAAGCUUGGGUAGUUUCUCAUCCUGAUCUUGUGUACUGGCAAGGUCUUGACUCACUUUGCGCUCCAUUUCUAUAUCUGAAUUUCAACAAUGAAGCCUUAGCUUAUGCAUGCAUGUCUGCUUUUAUUCCCAAGUACCUGUAUAACUUCUUCUUGAAAGACAACUCACAUGUAAUACAAGAGUACCUGACUGUGUUCUCUCAGAUGAUUGCGUUCCACGAUCCAGAGCUGAGUAAUCAUCUCAACGAGAUUGGCUUCAUUCCUGAUCUCUACGCCAUCCCUUGGUUUCUUACCAUGUUCACUCAUGUAUUUCCACUGCACAAAAUUUUCCACCUCUGGGAUACAUUAUUACUUGGAAAUUCCUCUUUCCCAUUCUGCAUUGGAGUAGCCAUCCUUCAGCAGCUGCGGGACCGGCUUUUGGCUAAUGGCUUCAAUGAAUGCAUCCUUCUCUUCUCUGACUUACCAGGACUCAGCCAUUUGUCUUCAACUGAUGGAGAGUAAAUAAAGACCACUCAGGAAGGUGUUUGAGAAUGUGUUUAUAUAAGGAUGGUAUGUAUUCACAUGGAACUUUGCUCCCUUCUGGCCACAGCUGCUUCAUAACAGCUUGACAGCUUAAGAAAAGGAAACACUGUCCUUUUAGGAAAACAAGUCAAACGCUACAGAAAUAUGUUAUGUAAUAGAAGAUAGUGACUGGGCUGUGUAAGGUUUUCACAAGGGGAACUUUGAAACCCUUGGGCAGAAUGUUUGGAUUCAAAACUACAGAAGACAACUAUGGCUUGAUUCCUGAUGCUGCAAAGUAAAGUUUAUGUGGCUAUCUAAGGUGUAAUAUAUCUAUAAAGUGGGGAAAGCUGCUUUGUGAAGAAACUAAAUGUUUUUAAGAUACAGAAUUUGAAUUGAAGAGAAGACUCAGCAGUUAAGAGCACUUGUUGAUCUUGCAGAGGACCCAGAUGUGGUUUCCAGCACUCACAUGGUGGCUAACAUCCAUCUGUAACUCCAGUUCUAAAGGAUCUAAUGCCCUCCUCGUGCCUCUGUGGGCACCUAGCACACAUGUGGCACACCAACAUACAUGCAAACAGACACUCAGAGACAUAAAAUAUAAAAUAAAUAAAUCCUUUUUAAAAAUAUGCAAAUUUUACUUUUUCACAGCAAAUUUCUGGUACCAUGCUUUUUGCUGGUUCUACUUCUGCUCUCCAUAUUUUCAGGCAGGAACAAGAGUGUAAUAGCAAGCACACAUAAAACUGUCCAAGAUAAAGUCCCUGAACACCAAGCAAAAUACUCAUAACCAUACAUACUUUGAGAUUAUGUCCUUAUUAAGUACUUUCAAGACAAUUAAGGAAUCUGCCAUCUACCUUUGCUUAUUAUAGUUAGUGUGUGUUUUCUGAUCUACUGUCUUUUUGUUAAAGGUCUUCAUCCUUUGAGGGGGAAAAAAACAAAAUAAAAUGCCUUGAAAUAAUUUGAAACUCACCCUACUUUCUUUUCCAUGAAUUAAAAUGUCAUCCGAUUCAUUAAAUUUUAAUUUGUUAUAUUAACAAA
Molecule: messenger RNA, 3315 nt
Organism: Cricetulus griseus (Chinese hamster)
Lineage: Eukaryota; Metazoa; Chordata; Mammalia; Rodentia; Cricetidae
Source: RefSeq, a predicted model, not a curated record